GGUGGGAAACCUAUAUAAAUGCUUGCAUCUAAAAUUGUAUCAAUUUUAUCGUGCUUUUCUUCACCCGGUGACGAUCAAAAUGCUUCUGGACAGAAGCAUUUUUCUUCAGGCUUGUUUGCUCUUAACCUUGACACAAUGCUACUGCCAAGACUACGAAACCAACUACGACGAGGGCGAAGACGCCCAGGACGAGUCCGGCCCUGUAGACUACUCUAAAUAUUACGCGGUGGACACCUCCGCACCUCUAGUCGCAAACCAAGGUAAUCCGGGUCAAGUCGGGUUCACGAGCCCUAUUGAAUACGCAUCGUUCUUUGACCCUUCAAUAGAUUUCGGAGCGUCCAUUAAACAAGAGGUCGCUCAACCCAAGAACCCUUUUGCCGCCCAAACUAAGACUUUCGGGUUCGCGGUCAACCAGCAGCAGUUUCCCGACUUCUCGCAGAGUGGUCAUUUUCCCAUUGAUUACUUCGAACAAGCGCAGAGAGCACAGCAGAAGACCAAUCAGGAAGAAGACGAUUUCGUGCCGGAAGGUCCCACUUACAUCUCUCACAAUUUGCCUUUGACUCUCGACGGUGAGUACAGUUCUGAAGUUGGGAAAGUUCAAGCUAAACCUAAAGCGAAAAAGAAGCACGAGUACGACGUGGAAAAGGAGGCCGCUGCGGAGUACGACUACCAGCCGUCGGCUCCUUCUGGCAAGUACACUGACUAUAACACUGGCAAGUCUAGUUCUACUGUUGCCCAGCACCCUCAGGCUGCAGGUUAUUACGAAAAACUUACCCAAGCGCCGACAGCCACUCCUUACCAAAAAUACAGUUUUCAGCCUGUGACUGAACAGAGCGUUCAGACCAAGUACUUGGGGGAGUUGAUUAGUACAGUGGCUCCUUUUAACCCUUCGUACAAUAAAGUAGCAAGCACGGCUGCCCCGGUUUUCGAAGGUCAACCCAGCGAAAACAUCCCGAGUCAUCUCAAAGACAAGAACUGCAGAAGAAUCAGGAAGCACAUUCCUGACGAAGAUGAACACAGUCGGAGGAAGAGGGACGCGAUGAAUUGCUUCGUCUGUGAAGAUCCUGGAAGCAGUGCCAAAUUCACACAGUGCUCGUACGCCGUGGAACCAGAACCCAAAAACGACUAUAGCGGAGUUUCCGAAAGGUACUCCACCCCGUCGCAGGAUCCAGACGGUUUUAGAUACAAGAGGUACUCAGGCGAAACCGCCGGAGUCAGACACAAGAGGUACUCAGGCGACGGCACCGAUCCCUACGAAUACAUCAAGUCGCGAUCCCAGAAAUCGUACGACGAAGAAGAAGAAAAAAAGUACGACGAGUACAAAAUCCCGGAAUUCUAUACCGCUGAUGACGGAAUUGACAAAAGUUUCUCGGAAAUUCAGUCCGAAGCUAUUACCAAUAACCCAGCGAACUGUCACAAAGAAGAAAGCGAAGGGAUGACUUGCACCAUCUGCAAGGACCCGAAGACUGGAGGCAACUUCGAACAGUGUUCCUACACGUCUGAACCCAAAGCACAAAAGUAUGCUUUCGUGACGGAGAAGAAGUACGACAGCGACGAACCCGAACAAGGUUCAGAGACCAAACCCGUCGUACAAACUAAAGAAAUUGAAAGUAGCAUCAAGAGUAUAAAGAAGGAAGAAAUUGAUCCUUCCAAAGAGUACAAAGCGCUUAGUUUACCCAGUAACGACAAUAGCAAGUUUGCAAAAGCUGAAGACUUUGCGUCCCAAUCCAACGAAUUCAAACCGGUCACUUUACCAAACAACGACAACUCAAAAUAUGGUAAAUUAGAAGAUUUUAGUUCGGAAACGAAAGAAUUCAAACCCGUUACUUUAGCAAGUAAUGAGAAUGCUGAAUUUAGCAAAUUCGACAACUUCAAGCCUGCUGAAAUGUACAAAGCUAACUAUGAAGGUCACGACAAGUUCAAACUGUCCGAACAGUACAACCCUGAUUCUAAGGAAGACCCAACUUCAAAAAAGGAACAGUAUAAACCCAUUGAAGGUUUCAACACUGGUAUUCCUGGUGCCCAAGGACCCCCUAAGAAACUCGUUAGUGACGACCCAUACGAUAUCCCCAAACACUUCGCUGAAAGUACCAUCAAGGAACAAAAAACGGGAGUCCGGGGCUUGGAACCCAGUCUCUACGGUAGUCCCGAUUCUGCUGAAGCAGAAGGAGACGAUGCGGAUUCCCCCAGAAGUUCCGAACCCUACAAAGAUAUAGAUGAGUACCACUUCAAACUCUUCCCCGAAUUCCACCACGAAGAGUCCCAACAAGCUCAAGUAGUAGCAAGUGACCCGUCAGCCGAAACCACUAGAAAAGACGUAGAAGAAGUAUUAGCAGAAUUCACCCAAAAGGAUCGUUCCGCUUGCAAAAAAGCUCAAAAGAAUGGUAUGACUUGCUACUUGUGUGUGGACAAGAAGGGUAUCCAGCACGAAGAGUGCAUGUACGUGUCUGAGUCCAAACCCCAAGCAAGCCACCUCGCCUACCACGAAGUCAAACAAAUCAAAGCCCCUGAAGGCGAAAACAAAUCCGGUGAGCAAGUACCCGCUGGUACUGAAGUAGCGAACCAACAAGCAGCGGUUGAAGCACCAGCAGUAGUACCAGCGCAAGCAGUAGUACCAGCAGCAGCGGCUCCUGCUACCAUGGAAGCCGCCGCUUCCGAAGACUUUGAAACCAGGGUUAAAUACAACCCGAAAAGAAGCCCAAAGAAGAACGUGAAGAAAGUCAGAGAGCCGGAACGGUCGGCCACUAACGAAAGUCCUCAGAAAGAAAGAGAUUUUGAUGAAGAGCCAAACAAGAAAACUCCUGCUGAGUUUGUGGUAGGUGCUGAAGAAGGAGCUUUCAGUGCUGAAACCAAACCGGUUUAUAGUAAAAGACUUGGGGUUAAGCUACCCAGGUAUAUGAUCGAAAAGUCGGAGUUUGAGCGGGAAUUUGAUGAAUUUGCCGGUACUCAUUAGUAAAUUAGUCAUGUAAUAACAAAAAGUGUUUUUGUUGUGAUAGUUUUAAGUAUUAUGUAAUAUAUGUUAUUAAAUUGUUAUUGUUAUGAUGUUGUUGAAAUUUUAUGUUAAUAAAGACCAUACAAAUUUUUUA
Molecule: messenger RNA, 3086 nt
Organism: Zophobas morio
Lineage: Eukaryota; Metazoa; Arthropoda; Insecta; Coleoptera; Tenebrionidae
Exons: 3
Coding region: 80-2953 (957 amino acids)
Source: RefSeq, a predicted model, not a curated record